Messenger RNA from Uranotaenia lowii, 1721 nucleotides. Its product is annotated as glutamate--cysteine ligase-like. Gene Ontology annotation, cellular component: glutamate-cysteine ligase complex. Gene Ontology annotation, molecular function: glutamate-cysteine ligase activity. Gene Ontology annotation, biological process: glutathione biosynthetic process. The record is from RefSeq and is a predicted model, not a curated record. NCBI's taxonomy places the organism in Eukaryota, Metazoa, Arthropoda, Insecta, Diptera, Culicidae. The transcript is spliced from 2 exons. The annotation marks the transcript as partial.
AAACUUCGCGAGGGGGACAUCGAUCAUCUGCUGGCGCAACACAUUGCCCAUCUCUUCAUCCGCGACUCCGUGUCCCUGUUCAGCGAGAAAGUUCACCAGAACGACAAGGAAGAUACGGACCACUUCGAGAACAUUCAAUCGACCAACUGGCAAACGAUGCGCUUCAAGCCUCCGCCGCCAAAUUCGUCGAUCGGAUGGCGUGUCGAGUUCCGACCGUGCGAGGCUCAGCUUACCGAUUUCGAGAAUGCUGCCAUCGUAUGUUUUGUGGUCCUGCUGACCCGGGUAAUUCUCUCGUAUCAGCUAGAUUUCCUCAUUCCGAUCAGCAAAGUGGACGAAAACAUGCAAACAUCCCAGAAGCGUGGUGCUGUGCUGUCGGAAAAGUUUUGGUUCAAGAAGAACAUCAAUGGACAACGAUCGAGCAGCAACAGUGGCCAACAGAGCAGUGGUUUGAAUAAUCACGACAACAAAUCGCAAUCCGAACCCGGCGAAGAGGAGGAAUACGCCCUGAUGACCAUCGAUCAGAUCAUCAACGGAAAGGGAUGCUUCCCGGGGUUGGUCCCGCUGAUCAACAGCUACCUCGGAUCGAUGGAUGUCGAUGCGGAUACACACUGCACCAUCCAACAGUACCUUAAACUGAUCCAGAAGCGCGCCUCCGGGGAGCUUCUAACAACGGCCUCAUGGAUCAGGAAAGAAAUCACCGAACAUCCCGAGUACAAACAAGAUUCAGUGGUGAGCGAAGGCAUCUGUUACGAUCUGCUCAAGAAUGCGCGCGACAUUCAGGACGGCAUUCGACCCUGCCCGGAGCUGCUCGGCAAUAACAUCAACUCCAAAACGACCGAUAACAUUCCGCCGGCCAUCGAGAAGCACCUGACCAAGUGCGAAUAAAUGUGGUGGAGCCCAUCUUCAGUUGUGGUGACACUACUCUUAUGUUAGAUUUUUGUUGUUUGUUUUGGCGGGCAUCGAGUAACAUUGUACCGGCGCGUAUUGCGGGUUGUUGUUGAUCAACGGCACUUUAAAUCAUCGAUUGGAAUCAGUGGAAUUCCGACAGCAAGAUGUCUGUUAUGCAUUUGUAAAACAUGUAUUGAUGAAUCACUCAAAUCUAUGAUACAAAUCGUUAAUUUUUUUUCUUUCUAUCGAUCGAUAUGCGGGUUAAUUGAUUUUACUCGUUAGCAAUUUGUUCAGAAAUUCCAACUAAAAAAUCAUCAUCAAAUCCAAAGAACUCGAGUGAACAGCUAAAAAAAAGUUAUUUACACCGUUUUUGCAUGUGUUGUCACGUAGUUUUAGGAAUUUAGCGUUCCCGCAGGGCCAAACAAUUACGGCGAUAAUCUUACGCGGGAAGCUUUAUAUGUAUACUGUAAUAUGAAUUAGAGGGAAAAAACAACUUAAAUCUUCAUAAUGAUUUCAAACUAGUUUUCAAUGAAGUGUUAAGUUUAAGUGUGCCUUUUCUUGAUAUACCUUCUUAUAUACUUAUUAGUGAUACCGAUAGCGGACAGACAGCAUUUUACAAUAAUUACUAUUCAAUCCUGCAUUCAAGAAUUCGUUUUGAGUAAAAAAAAACUUUUCAGGGCCAAGUAGAACAAUAGUAUUCCAUGUAACAGUUAGACAGACAGAGAGAGAGAAGAGAUACGGUACACCCAAACCACUGUUUAUGUGUUUUUAUCACAGAGUAGUUUAUUGAGAGGUGAUUUAUAAGAUAAAGUUGGAUAACAUUACUUACUCGA